Molecule: messenger RNA, 14127 nt
Organism: Paramuricea clavata
Lineage: Eukaryota; Metazoa; Cnidaria; Anthozoa; Malacalcyonacea; Plexauridae
Source: the annotation of a GenBank genome assembly
CAUUCAUGGCGAGAGAAUAUCGAGAAGAGAAUGAUCUUUGCGUAUUUGUCUGUAAUAUUUGAUCUUUGGUCAUCGUUUAAAGGCUGUUUUGAAAGAGUAUAACUCGUCAAUAGACAUUGAUAAUGACUUAAAGUCUUCGCGAGUUAAAUGGCGGGCAAAUUCAUGGGUUGUUUUGGUGGCAGAAGCAAGCGUAGUGAAACGAAAAAACGUAAAAUUCGAUAUGAAGGAAUUGAAAUGGGCGGCAAAAUGCACACAUUGGAGUGUACAACGCCAAUGCCUGAAGAACAAGAACUCAAUGCUAUGUUCGCUGAACUAGUGGUACGUAUGGACGCAUUAUCUUUGAUAUUUGGCGGAUUAAAUAACGACAUUUCGUUGUCUGUGUUGAAAUCAAUAAUUGUUCUAUCAUUGCUGGCUAAAUGUUGCUAAUUGUUUCCAACUAUUUCAUGAUUCGCAUUGUAUAUAGCAUUAUUUUACGAAAAUCCUUCAAAUAUUUCGAUUUGGCAACGAUCGAUUUGUUUAAUACUUUGCGUGGUGUGGAAUGUAUAAUAUUUAUACCUUUAUUUUCUUUUGAAUUUCACGGGAUGAAAUCCCGCUGUGCUAAAAUAAUAAACUUAAUAAUUUGGAAUCGAUUGAAGCAGCGAACCCUCUAAACUUUUAAUGUAAUCUACACUUCCGUCAUUUUAAAGGAAUGCUCUCCCGUCAAAACAGUUUUACAAUAUUAGUACGUGAAUAGUCUGUCUGGAAAAUGAAACCUUUAAUAUAUUGGUUUUUGGUAAAAUCCCCUACAGUAUGUGGUAAUUUGAUACUUUUAAUAAUUUUUUGCAACUUUUUGAAAUAUUAAAGAUUAACUUUAAGUGAUCUUCAAAAGAUAAAAUUUUGUGUGACGAAUGGUUUUAUUAUUACUAUACUUGACCUUUUGCGGAUACAGUAUGAUGGUUAGCUGGGGCUGAUGUUUUGUCUGUAUACAGAAUGGCAUCAGACAGAUUGUGUACAUUCAAUGCAUCUUGAGCAAUUUGACCAUGUGAUUAACUUGCUAAAACAUGUCUAGAAAGUGGACUGGACCUGUCCAGUGUAGACAGCAUUGAAUGAUUAACAUUCAAGGAAUUGAUUGAAGGCUUUAAAUAUAGAAACAAUGUUUUGUAUGACAGUCCUUUCCUCAUCCUUGUGUGAUAUUUUUCAGCAAGUUACGUCCUUCAAUCAACAUCCAAUAUUAACUAUAAUGAUGACGGCAACUUGUUUCAAGUUUAAAUAGUGAUAAGUAUAUGUGAUAUAGGAUGUAGUAAUCAUAUAAAAAAUAUGGAAACGAAAAUAAUGUCUGCCAAACUUUUGAGUGACUGGGUGGGUCUCUUUCCUCCAAGUAUAAUAUCAAAUGAAAGACUGUUUAGAAAUAUGACUGUGAACGUGCACUUUAACAAAGAAUGUCAAGCUCCCAUCUUAGUCUCUUUCUAAUCUAAAUACAUCUUGAAAUUUCCAGAUGAGGCAUCUGUGUUGGGACAUACUUUAGCUCUUUAUAUGUCUAACGUCAUGUAAUGAUAAAGACCAGCUAUUCAUUUCACAAAGUGAGGGAUGGAGCCAGCCAGUAGAUGUAAAUUAUAGUAAAUCAUGAUGUGAAUGUCUGAAAAGUUGGGGAUGCAGCCCCUCUCCCCCCCCCCCCUCCCCCGAUCUCCCCCACAAUCCUCCUCACAAUCCCCAUGAUAACAACAGUAUUAUAUAUGAAACAGUUGGGAAGACAAUUAAUGCUUAAACAUUGACUAAAUAUAUCUUCAAUGCAAGUAUUGUAUUAGCAAGCAUGCUGAGUUGCCAUAGUGUGAAAACAAAUGAUACCAUGCAUUAUAGACAGUGGGCUGUUUAAAUUGAGUUGAAUAUUUUAAAUAUUUACUAAAUUUUGAGUGGAAUUCUUUUUGCCAGUUGUGUUGCAUUGUGCCCCAAUGUACUCUGUCUGAUGCCAGACAAUUUUACUUGUCAAGGGGAGAGGACUGGGACUCAGUGUGUUAAUUAUUGAAAGAAAAACUUGGCUAAAAAGCUUUGGUUUAAUAAUUAACCAACAUUCUUACUAAACAUUUUGUCUUACGCCUCAUUGAGUGAAAAACGCAGUCCCUAUAAUAUGUUGAAUUAUUAACAAAGCAAGAAUGUAGUUGCUAUUUUAUAAAAUAUAUUGUGCUGUACUCUUAUAUGUCAGUUUCUCAUUUCUGGGUUUCCAAUUUUAGGAAGAACUUGACUUAACUGGAGAAAAUAAGAAAGCGAUGUUUGACCUCCCUGCUGAGAAAAAAUGGCAGCUAUAUCAGUCAAAGAAAAAGGUACUUGAGAUAUUGCAUCAUUACUUCACUCGAAAUGUCAGGAUAGUUGUAUAGUACGUGCUGAGGAAGUUUCAAGAUUAUUUUUUACAGUAUGGUUUAAGUGCUUGUAAAAGAGUUUUUUAAACUUCAAUUAGUUUUAAUCCUUUACAAUGCCACUUGAAAUACCAUCUUAAAUAAAUGCAUAAUGAUGUUUAAUUGACUGGAACUAUCUCUAAGAAGAUUAUGUAAUGUAUUCUUGUUACUGUAAGUAUAUGUGAUGAAGGUUGCUGGGCAAUGCUUUCUAAUGUCUGUAUUUUAUCACCAAAUCUUUUGAAAAACCUUUGUUGGUUUUUGGAAGUCAUAAAAAUACCAUGAAGACUACAUCAGUUCUAUAUUUAUAAAAUUAUAAAUAGAAUAUUAUAUAAGUAGAGUACUCAUUGCAUCCAUUGAAUAGACAGUAUGUACGGUAGUUCAGACACAACUCCCAUGACAGCUUCACUAUUCAAAUAUAUCUAUCAUAACAUUUUAACAUCACCCUGUAAAUAACAGCAUGUUAGAUAUGAGACAGCUGUGGAUUAAUAGAGAUGCAAAUACCUGGAAAAUACAAGGAGAACUUCAACGUUUUGAGUGAAGGCCCUUUGUUGAAAGUAGUUGACGAAGGGCCUUUGCUCGAAAUGUUGACGUUUUCCUUGUAUUUUUCAGAUAGUUGUAUCCUAUCACUUUGCAACUUUCUUCUAUUGCCACUGUACCUACACACUGAUCAUUCGAGAUUAUGUUAGAUAUUUCAUGCCAUUAUUCAAUAUAACCAGUUGACAUAUUUUGUUUCCAGGAUCAGCCAAGUUCCACAGACUACCCAGAAUAUUACAUUGAUCGCAUGUCAAGCUUGAAUUCUGUAAGAAAAAAUACUAGUUAAAAAUAAAAUUUGUAGCAAUGUGUAACAUUUAGUAUACAUUUGACAAUUUGUAACCUUUAAAAUAUACAUUGUAACAAUUUAUUUCUAAAUUUGAUACAUGGGCAUUAUUCCAUUUCACAUUUAGCUGUAUUUCUCAAGAAGCGAUGAAGAAAUUGAGACCCGAACAAAACUUGUUGAUGAUCUAAAAACUGCAUUAAGAACUCAGCCAAUAAGGUGAGCAUAUGAACUUUACUAGACUAAAAGCUCAUACAAUGUCGAUGCAUUAUUUGUUUACUUCAUUAAUUGCUUAGUGUAGUUUUGAAGAUGGCGCAUAUUGCCAGCUUGUUUUUAAAAUGUAUUAAUAUUUUCUAGUUUUGUCAAUGAUUUUAUUGAGAAAGAUGGAAUGCUAUGUCUCUUGGAUUUUCUCAAAAAUAUGGACUAUGACACAUGGUGUGUUUUGUAUUGAUAUUGUUGCUGAAAUUAGAUUCAUGGUUUCUUGUUUAGAACUAUGCAAUUAUAACAAUUCUAAUUUUAAUCUAGUGAAAGCAAGAUUCAUACUGCUGUCAUAGGUUGUUUUAAAGCCUUAAUGAAUAACUCCGUGAGUAUACUCUGUAUAUUAUAAACAUAACUAAAAUUCUGAACACAUAACAGUUGAAGGCUUGAUAAGGUGACAAUUAAGGUGUUAAAUUCUUUUCAUUUUGUAUUUUGCAGCAUGGUAGAAGUCAUUCCUUGUCUCAUCCUCAAUGUAUUAACAUUAUUGCCCAAAGUCUAAGAACUGAAAAUAUAAAGACCAAAGUUGCUGGUAAGAAUACACAUUCUUCACUCGGCUAUUUUCCCUCAGAGAGGACUGGAAAAGGUCAACUUUGAAGUACUCUCCAUACUCCGACAACAGCAUACUACCUUGAUCAUGGAGGUGAAAAGUACACCCACCCCACCCACCCCUAGUACUACCACUGUGUCACCAAGACCCUAUAUAGUGAAACAAGUUAUCUAGAAGAGAUUAAAAAUAUGAGGAGAAAGAUUUGAAAGCAUGUUGUGAAAUAAUGGCCUGAACAUUGUAUAUAUUCUGUUAUUCAUGAUUUUAACUUUUAAUUUCUUUUCAGUCGUGGAAAUACUGGCUGCAAUAUGUUUAGUUCCCGGUGGUCAUAAGAAAGCUUUAGAAGCAAUGACACAUUAUCAAGUAUAUGCUAUGGAAAGGACACGGUUCCAGGUAUUGCAAUAGAACUCAACAUUUUAGAUGUGGUUGGUGGCGAGAAAUGUUGGCUAUUUAUUGGCCAGCAAACUACAUCUACUGAAGAGAAUGAACAUAUUUUCAUAAUUCAUUUACUCUGAUAGCUGCAGACUGACCAUCAUAUAUACUGCACAAAAGUGCUUAGUGAAACUCGUGUAUUCUUUACUCUUUUUUUAGAGCUUAAUGCAUGAUCUUGACAGAAGUACUGGAAGCCAUAAAGAUGAAUUCAAUCUUAAAAUUGUGAUAAUGUCUUUUGUAAAUGCUUCACUCAGAUACGGCGCUGGCUCGGUAAGAUAUCAGACAUACAUUUUAUGUUCAAAUGUGCCUGUGUUAAUCUUAACUACUUGUUGUUCAAUCUCUUCACAAACAUAGACUUAAGAAUUGGUUUUUAAUUUCACCAGCCCAGUAAUUAAACAUUUUCCAAAAUUCUAUUCCUCUGUAGGAUCAUUUAGAGUUUCGUAUUCAUUUGAGAUAUGAAUUCCUUAUGCUUGGGAUUCAGUCGACAAUUGAAAAACUAAGAACAAUGGCAAACUCCAAUCUGGACAGGUAAGUAGUACAUACGAGUCCAGUGUCUGAACUGCCUGGAAAAGGUCAACUCUUCGACACUUUGAGCAAAGACCAGGAGGUUAUAGUAGUGUGGCUCUUUGCUCGAAAGUCCAAAGUAUCUUUUUCAGGUAGUUCAGACACCAACCAUGGCAGCCUGUUGCGUUUGAAAUUAAUAACCAAUAAUUUUAUCAUACUGCAUAAUUUUAGACAUUUGGAUUUCUUUGAAAUGAUGCGUCAUGAGGAUGAAAAAGAUUUGGCAAAGUUACUUGGUGCUGUAAGUUUGAGUCUUGAUGGUUCCUUGUUGAUUGAUUCCCAUGAUCUCAGUGUGCUUUACAUUGGUGCCAGCUUUAAAGUUUUAUUUUCCAGCAAACUGUGGACUUGAGAAGUUCUACAAACAUGGUGGAUGUGAUCAAACAAAAGAUUGGUCAAACUGAAGCUUUUCCUCACUUUCUCUCAAUUCUUCAACAUUUCCUUCUUUUCCCAAGUAUGUUGUUAUUACUUUCUUCCAAAAAACGUGUGCGCGCAAUCUUAAAGACAAAUAAAUACCAGCACUCUAUUGGUUAAGUAUCGUGCAGCAGAUGGUACAGUAGUCGACUGCAGUGAUCAGAGUGAGAAAAUAAUGCUCAUUGUUUAUUAUAUGUGGCAGUCUUGUAUUUGCUGGUAGAUAACUAGAACUGAGAGAUGCAGUUAAAUCCUGUUAAGGUCCAUCAAGAAAAAUUUCCAUGGACAGAAAAUUUUCCAAAAAUAUCAUUGUUUCUUCGAAAAUUUUCCAAAAAACUUCAAAGUUUUUUUCCAACGGAAAGUUUGUGUCGGCCAAUCACAUUUUACAAAAUUUUCUUUCUGCGGGAAAAUUCCUGAGUGGAAAUGGAACAGUUGUUAGAAGGUGAUAAAAUGUUUCCACUCCAGAUGACAGCAAGGCAUCGCGGAAGGUUUGGGACCUCACAGACAAAGUGGUUCAACAGAUCAGCACUCAGAGAGAAGAUGGUGGAGAUCCAGAUGUAGCAUUGCUCAAUAUCAAUGUUACUCAAAUACUUGAACUGUAAGUUCCAUACACAAGAUAAAACGCACAAGUUGUUAAUGUCCUGCACCAGAAUUAUUGCAAAGUUGUUCCAACAUGCGUUCGUACUGCAUUGUUCCCAACUUGUCAACAAGUUGUAACAGAGGUGUGUUAUAUCAAACUUGCUACAAGGUUGAUGACUCAACAGACUUGUUACAUGAUGUUGUGAUGUUACUCUGAGUGUAUAUCCACACCGGGCAGGGUUGAAAAAUAUGCCAUGCCUGGCCACGGUGGGAAUCGAACCUACGAUUGCCGGUGUGGAUAUACACUCAGAGUAACAUCACAAGCAUCAUAUUCACCUGAGUACAUUACACCAACACAGAAAAAAACAAGAUUUGUUACAUGUUAUUCCAGCAGCUUGUUAUCGUCCUCCAAUUCAACAAAUUGUGAGUGGCAAACAUGCAACAAUUUGGGAAAAUUACAUUAUUGUUACUACUUCUUGACGGGUAAACAAACCUUCUGUUUUUGAAAACACGUUUCAGGUUAGCCGAAGACGAAGAAAGGAAGCGAAUCGAAGAUGAGGAAGGUUCGGGUUGAUUUUCAUGAAUUUUUUUAAAAAAAUGAAAACGGUUUUAAUGCAAACCAUAGCGUUGUAUGAUUUGUUUACCAUUAUACUGUAAUAAUUUCUUUUCAUUUCUUCUUGACUUGUAGAUUUGGAAGAAAUGCGAGACAAAUUAGGAAAGUUAGAAAAAACGUUAGAAUCAACCAUACAAGAAAAGGUUCGCAUUAAUGUUGUUAAAUCGUCUAAUACUGUAGCUGUAUAUUUAUUUUUAGGCUUUUGGCUGUUGUGUACACGAAAGAAGAGAGUCGUAUCGUUUCCAGCUUGAAGUGUUCAAUCUACUACUUACUAAACGUUCUGUUUGUCGUUUUUCUUUCUCCAUAGGAUGAAGUAAGUGAGGAAAUGGGCAAACAAAAGAUCAGAUUUGAUCGUGAAACAGCAGAGAAAAAUGAAGCAUUUGAAAGAAUACGAGAACUUGAUGGCAAAGUGAACAGUGCUGCUAUGUUGGUAAGCUACUCAUCUUUAUUACGGAUAAAACUGACACAACUGUGGGAGCUUCUUGUGCGUUUCUUGCGAGCGCAUUACUUCACCUGAGUGUGUUUGAAUAUACGUUAUAGCCUGCGCAGCCUAGCCUGAGGCGUAGGUCCAGUUGCCUAGUGCAUUUUAAAAUCUGCAUGGCUGAUAACUCACGUGACUUUAAUAGGUUGUUCUAACUGCCCGGGGGAAGUGAUGGUAAUGACAAACCUUAAACAUUCCAAUGAGAAUACCAGACGUUUCGAGUUGGUAAAGAGUUUGGCAUGUGCUGCAUAGUCUGAUGAUAGAAUGACACUUGUGUGAACGAGUGAAGGAUACAUUGUGUUUCCAUGUUUUCAGAUUGACGCUCAUCAGAAAGUGAAAGAAAAACUUGAAGAAAUUAUCAAGAAAUGUGGCGGCACAAUCCCUGAAGAUUGCACUGUUGAUUACUUCGUGAAAAACAGCACUGGUGCCCCCUCAGAAAUACCAAACCUUGAGACAUCAGGUGGACCACCUCCGGCUCCACCACUAGCAGGAUUACUCCCCCCUGGAGCUCCGCCACCACCACCACCACCCCCCGGCGGGGCACCACCUCCGCCACCAUUACCGGGGGGUGUCCCACCUCCUCCGCCACCACCUGGGACAGGUAUACCAGGUAAUAUUCAGGAGGGAUCGUAUUUGUUGGAAGAUGUCUUGUUUUGUGUUUUGUCUUGAAUAUGAUGUUUGAUGAGAUAUACCAAAGCUUCACUGUACUUCCUGUUCGUUAAACGCUCUUGGCAAACAACGAAACAACCUCGUACCCAGGGCCUUCCUCCAGACCCUUUUGACCGCUGGAAGGCGCUGGGUACGAGAUGGACAAAGAAACAUUUGAAAAUUGCGAUGUUUUUUCCAAUGUUUACCCAUUUUUGAAAACAUUGUCGCAGAAAAAAAAAUUUGCUUUCCAGAAGUGGAGGAAACAAUAUAGUGGAAACAAUGUGUCCUAGUUUGCCCAGAGCUUAACUGUAUCACGUGUGUGAAUAACAAUGUGUGUGUAAAGGCCGUUUUCCACUUCAAGCGUAUCGUGAUGUAGCGUAUUUCUUUGUUUCCUGACCACUAGAGUGGAACUAAUGACUUCGACACAAAGAAAAUGCUACGGUACGAUACGAUACGAUAUGGUUGAAGUUGAAAACGGCUUUAAAAGACUCCUUAAGGAUUCCAGUGUGCAGUUGGAAAUUUUUUUCUAACCUAAGUUGACCUUUGACCUUACUAAUUAUAAAUGCAUCUGGACAAAUUCGAGGGAAAAAGUCAGUCAGUUGCAGUGUCCAUUUAGGCAGUCAGUUACGUAGGCAUUUACAAUAAUUACUCUGUCAGUUAGGUUACAGUAGUUAGCGAAGCAUUCAGCCAGCUUUUAGUACUGAUGACAACGCUAUCCAUUUAGGUCCCCCACCACCACCUGGAGCCCCUGGUGCUCCUGGUUUACCCGGAGCGCUACAGAAGAAAGUUAAUCGAAACGUCCCUAAACCUUCUCAACCUCUCAAGUCUUUUAAUUGGUCCAAAUUACCUGAUGUAAGUGUUUAUGAGUUUAAUGUCUUCACGUAGACGAAUUAGUCGACAAGUAAAAUAUGCUGUUGAAAGAUGCUCUUGUCUGAUUAUGAGUUCAUCUCAGUUGACUAUACACCUCAGGUGUUCUCCAUGGAAACCUCUUGGGAGAAACGUUUAUACCAGUAUAAAUAAAGUUGGUUUAGUUUAGGUUUCCUCCUGAGUAACACUGCAUCAAUAAGAGCAGGGCCUUACUCAGUGCACCUGCAGUGAGAACUAUUUUGAAGAGUUGUCCAGUAUAAAUAAAGUAAAUCAAAAUUCUUCUUUCAAAAUCUUUCUUCAGACGAAAAUCAAAGGAACAGUUUGGACAGAGAUUGACGACUCAAAGGUAACAUGACCCUUUUAAUUUGUUUUCUCUUACUUUUCAUGGUUAACAAAAUGAGAAUUGCAUGAUUUUGAGCAAAUCUUUUACAGGAAUAGCAGUUUAACUUUUCUUGUAUCUUUGUUGUCCAGGUUCAUCAAGUGAUGGACUUCACUGAUUUUGACAGAAUGUUUUCAGCUUACCAAAAGAAUGCUGACCAGGUUGGUUUUGCAAAAUGGAACCGUUUAUAUACGCCGUACUUUGAUCGAGGCGUGAUAUCAAGGUUACAGCUGGUUCUGAAGUUGAAUUGUUGAAUUUAAAAGCGAUUUUUUGUUUCUCGUUUUAGAAAGAUGGACCUGACGAUCGAUUUGCUUCUCAAACGAAAAAUAAAGAAUUGUCUUUAAUUGACAGUCGGAAGGCUCAGGUAGGUACAGAUACUGUAGAAACUUCAUAUAAAAACUAGAAAAUUAUAGAAUAUUACUUAACUUACUGUGAUAUACAUUAAAUACAGCUGAGGUAAAAUUAUUUGUUGAUCUGGCUUUGCAGAACGGACUUGAGCUAUUGACUAUUUUUUCAUUUAGAAUUGUCAGAUAUUGCUGUCGAAAUUAAAAACAUCAAAUGAAGUUCUUGCCAAGGCAGUUCUUUCCAUGGAUAAAGAAGACGAACUCUCUGUUGAAAUGUUGGAACAGGUUGCUCGACUAUACAAUUUAUUUUGCUGUUUCGAACAAUCAUGUCGUGCAUUAAAAUUUUCCACGUCAAUAUAUUACGUGGUUGUUUUUUUUUCAAUGUUCGUUUUCUUCAAAUUUUUUAGUUGUUGAAAUUUGUUCCUACUCCCCAAGAGAAGAAUCUGUUGAACGAUCACAGUAAACAGAAAGAGCAAUUUGCUAAAGCCGACAGAUUCUUAUAUGAAAUGUGCAGGUAGGAAGCAAGAAUUUGAUGAAGCCAUGUGCAGAAAUUGUGAAACGUUGAAUCUUGGUUAUUAAAUCACGAUGAAAUGCUACAUUUGGCCUCCGAAGUAGAAUAUUUCUCAGACUUAUUUAUUUUCUAGAAUUACUCACUAUGAACAGCGAUUGCGAACUUUGUACUACCUCAAACGUUUCCCAGAAAGAAUGGGAGAUAUCAAACCAAAAGUUAAAGGUAUGCUAAUCUCCCCUCCCCACUCCUAGUGUAUACUUUUGUAUUGCGUGCGGUGUGUGGUAGCGAUGUGGUAGCAAUUUCCGCACGCAAUACAAAAGUAUACAAAAUUUGCGAAUUUUGCAAGGCUAUAUUUUCCACAUUUUACAACAUUUCGCAACCAAACUUUCCAAUUUUAGUAUGCUCUUUCUAGCUGGGGUGAUUUAUUUGCAUCUCCUUGCCUAGUUUUAAAAUUAGUCUAAUGGGAAUUGUCAAUUGCGAUGCUCAUCUUUUUAUCUCUGUUAGCCAUGACGGAAGCAUCGAAACAAGUUUUCCGUAGCAGAAAAUUCCGAGAUUUACUCGAGGUUGUUUUGGCGUUUGGAAACUACAUGAACAGAGGAGCCAGAGGAAAUGCCGCGGGUAGGUGGUGGUGAUAGUACUAAGUAGUUGUGAUGGUAGUAGUGGUGAUGAUGGUCAUGAUGGUAGUUGUGGUGAUAUGGUGAUGAUGGUAGUUGUUAUGAUGGUCAUGGUGGUAGACUGUAGUGAUUAUGGUGAUGAAGAUGAUGGUGAUGAUUGUAGUACUUGUGAUGAUGGUCAUGAUGGUAGUUGUGGUGAUAUGGUGAUGAUGGUAUGAUUGUAGUUGUAAUAUGAUAGUCAUGGUGCUAGACUGUAGUGAUUAUGGUGAUGAAGAUGAUGGUGAUGUUGAUGAUGGUGAAAAUGAGAUUAAAUAUGAAGUUGACCUAAUCCCUCUCCAUUUUUCAGGGUUCAAAAUCAACAGUAUCAACAAAAUAAUGGACACAAAAUCAAGUUCAAAUAACAAGAUUAAUUUAUUGGAUUAUUUAAUUAUGUUACUGGAGCAGAAGGUUGGUCAACUCAGUUGUUUAUUUGUCAUUAAAAUAGAUCUUUGCUUUAAUUUCAGUUUUACCUCUUUUUAGUUUCCAGGCAUACUUCUGCUUGAAGAUGAAAUGGGUGAUGUUCGAACUGCUGCCAAAGUCAGGUGAGGAAGAGAAAUUUAAUAUUUAUGACUCAUACAGAAUUGGGGCUGAUUGUACGAAGGUUCAGGAUAGGCUAUCCACCGGAUAGUGAUUUUUCUUAACCUUGCUACAAAAAUGCCUGGAAAUCCAUACAAAUACGGAUGUCGACCUCACAAUCAGUAGAAAGAGACUUCGAUUUAUAAACACGUUAGUUUAAUCUGGGUUGUACCACUCAGCGGGCAAUUUCAGAAAGCUUGAAAAAUAAUCCGAUGAUGAGAUGUGAUUGCAUUUUCGGUUAUCAUUCCAUGUUUCGCGCACCAAUAUAGGUUAGGGUUAGGGGUUAGGUAUUAAGGUUAGGGGUUAGGUUAGGUUUAAGGUUGGGGUUAGGGUUAGGGUGUGUUAUGUGUAUGGAGGUAUCUAGUGAACUUUUCAGUACACUAUAAUAUCCAUUACAUAACGUUUACUAUAUUGGUGCGCGAAACAUGGAACGAUUACCGAAUUUUCCUGCUUUCAAAGCCCAUUUCCACUCAAGAAAAUUUUCCACGGACAGAAAAUUUUUUCCGGCGGAAAAUUUGUGUCGGCCAAUCACAUUUUACAAAUUUUUCUUUCUGCGGAAAGUGGAAAUGGGCGUUCAGAAGUGGCAACAUUUGUGAAGUUGACCCUAAUGCCCCCGUGACGUUGACUGAAAGUCACCAAUAAACAGCUAGCUAAUAUAUUCAAACUAGUUUUUCAUAUCUGUGAAGAUGGUUCUCAAAUAGAAAUAAUAUCUGUUUACUAUAUUGCUUUCUAUUUAGCCUACAAGAAAUGGAAAAGGAAAUCAAAUCUUUAAAGACAGAUUUUAAAGCAGUUGAAAAGGUAAAUACAAACCGCAAUGACGCCGCCAAAUUGCAUCCACAAUUGUUCCAAAUUGCAUCCACCAUCCAAGUGCAUCCACAAUUGUUUUCCAGGAGAGCAUGCCCCGCCAAGGCUGUUCAUUGUUGAACCCAAGUGUUGAAAUAUUUCCUCAUGUGUUUUGUUUUUUGUCUUUUUUCUCAGGAAUACGACUAUCAAUGCAAAAGGAAGGAUAAAUCAACGGGUGAUAAUUUUGUCCAAGAAACAGGCUCGUUUCUCACAACAACUAAAGCCUCGUUCACAGAAUUAGAUGAUUCUUGGAAAGAAAUGAAAACCAGAGUAUGUUUUUUUUAUUUCAAAGAUUUAUCUAUGACUAUAUCCCCAUUUACUGUAUUGUGUUGUUAUUUUGCAGUAUGAAAAAUCUGUGAUUGCGUUUGGUGAAGAUCCCAAGACUAUCACUUCGGAUGCAUUCUUUGCCAUUUUUAAUACCUUUUUAGUAUCGUUCGCUGUAAGUAUUUGUGAAAUACGAAAAAUUGUCACUUGAUUCGCUUAAACGACAAUUGUUAUUCAUUAUGAUUUCAAAAUUUUAGGAGGCGAAGAAUGAAAAUGAAAAACGAAAGAAGAAAAAGUUGGAAGAAGAAAAGCGAGCGAGGGAACAAGCUCAGGUAAUUGUUAAAGAACAUGUUUUAAAAAGAAACAUUUUCGUCAGUCUUCAAAAUGUUUUAAAAAGAAAAAUUUUUCAUCAGUCUUUGCGUAAACACAAAAGUUAUAGACGAACUAUCUAAAAUCUCUUGGAUUGCGCCGAGAUAGUUUUAGUGGAUGAUCCGUUUGUUUACAGCAUUAGAUAGAGACGAAUACACCCUUUCGAUAAUUACGACAUUUUGCCUUGGAGCCUCGCUCUUAUGAAUCGAGAGCCAAUCACCUUGCGUAAUUUACUAAUGAGAGCAGGGCUCCGAGGUCCAAACUGAAAUUUAUAUUUGCCAAGAAGAAAAUUUUCUUUUUCUACAGCCGAGUGAGCUGAAUAAUAUAUGUUUGUUUAUUAUAGCAAAGCAUUGGACUGGAGUAGCAUCAUUUCAAAUAUUUUCGACUUUUUACCAUUUGUAGCAAAAAGAACGAGACCGUCAGAAAAGCGUAGCGAAGAAAAUCGCGAGUGGUAAACAAGAAAACACAGCGAGUGAAAAGGGGGAAUCGAACAGGAGAGAAUUUGAUGAUUUAAUUUCCGCUUUAAGAACUGGAGAUGUGUUUGGAGAUGAUGUGAAAAAAUAUGGCGGUCGUAGAAAGAUUAAGCAAGGAGAGAAACCUUCUCCCAAACCAACUGUCCAAGAAAGAGAAAGGAACGUCGAGACUAAAAAAUUCUAGAAUAUUCUCCUUUCUUAGAAAGAGUGAUAAGAAAAUUCUGAGAUUGCCUCUAUUCUUAGAAAGCGUUCUAAAAGAUUUCUAAGAUAAUCUCAAGAUGUCUUAGAAAGAGAAGCUUUCGAGAAUGCAUGGAUGUUGUUCUUAAAACCGAAUGCUUUUUUAAAAAAAGUAUAUGUGGUUAUAAGAAGCAAAGGUUUUCAAGAACAACAUGCGAAAAUGCUGCGUGCAAGCUGAGGUGAAAUUCUGACCAUGUUUGACAACUGCUAGCGAUGCACAUUUUAAAAUUACGACAUUUCCAGCUUUGUAUCAGGGGGCCUACAGAAUACUAACUAGAAUUCUUCGUAGAAAUCUCCAUAUCAAUAUUUCUCAAAUUAACUUCUAACAGCAUAAACGAGGGAUGAUUUUGACCGAUAUAAUUAGAGUGUAUCAUUUUUGUACAGAUUAAGUUGAGUCAAACUUAGUAAAUGAUUAUAAGACACUAUGUGUAAUACAUGUAAAUCUUUAGUGAUAAAUUUAAAUAUUUGCGUUAAAUUUAACAUUCUGAGUUGUUCAGAAAUAUGAGAGAAUGAAAGAAAAUAUGAGUCUCGCAGUCAACUUUUGUUCAUUAGAUAGUUCAGAUAUAUUUUCUGCACUACUUUUUCAUUAAAGGCUCCAUUACUAUAACUACCAGAUGAUCUUGAUACGCGGAAAAGUACUGGCACUAGUUGUCAAAUAGAAAUCCAUUUUAUGAUUAAAACAACUGAAUAUCUCCUGUAAUAUUCUUUAUUUCGAUUCCAUAUUUUUGUCAGAGCUAUAGUUCUCAUAAGCAAACAUAAUUACAAAAUGUCAACUAGUUUCAUAAAGAAUAACGAAAUAUAUAAUUGACUGAAUACAUCAAAAUGGAUUUCUAUUCGGACAACCCUUUCUGAGCGCUGAUUGGCUAAAAUACGAACACGAGAUCACCUGGUAAUCAGAUGAGCG